Molecule: messenger RNA, 2528 nt
Organism: Spizellomyces punctatus DAOM BR117
Lineage: Eukaryota; Fungi; Chytridiomycota; Chytridiomycetes; Spizellomycetales; Spizellomycetaceae
Exons: 12
Coding region: 229-2268 (679 amino acids)
Biological process (GO): regulation of DNA-templated DNA replication initiation; DNA replication preinitiation complex assembly; mitotic cell cycle
Cellular component (GO): nucleus
Molecular function (GO): DNA polymerase binding; DNA binding
Source: RefSeq, a predicted model, not a curated record
GGUUUGAGCUUUUCUCCAUCUAGGUGUUCAUUAGUACUUUGUCCCUUGCGGCAUACCUGUGUGGCCUUUCUUUGUAGGCUGGAGCUUUACUACAGUAGUCAAAACCGUGGCGUUACUUCUACACAUAGUGACAACGUCUCGUCUCUGAGUUGGCGAUAGAGGGGACAGCGUUCCCCAGAGGAUCUCCAAGCCAUUGGCGCAAACACUUCGUUUGAAGGUUGCCCCAAUAUGACCAAGGGCGGGACCACGCCAGCAGCUACCUUGCAGAGCUUCUAUCCAUCUGCAAAAAAGCCGAAUACAGGAGGACGUGACAAAUCGCUGAAAUCUGUGGAUAAUGUCAUUGCCACUCCUACGCGAACCAUAUUUAGGAAACCUCGUCUUGGGACCAAUGUCGUGGACCCAGCAGGCACUGUCGAGACAGAAAGAAUCCCAGGGCAAACUGGCGGAAAGCGUCAGCGUGAUGCUGCCGAGCAGCGGACAGAGAUGACCGUCUUCAGGACGCCAAAGAAAACGAAGGUGGAUACGUCGGUUCACCUUCAAGCGGAUGAGAUCUCCAGCGUGGAUACUGAUCCCACAAUAGGAACGAUGGACGAUCAGGCCAUCAUCAGAGACGCGACAAGUAUAAAAGGAAAAAGUGCAGCGAUUUCUAUGCGCGAGCACUCUGAUCAAAUUUGCAAGACAGAUAGUUCUCAGCUGAGCUCAGGGGAGAUCCCAAGAACACCAGCGAGAAAAGCAGCCAGUCGCCAAACACCGUCUUCCCUAUCAUUUGUCAGAAUUGACCGACCGCGAGUCCGGUCGCCCCUUCCUUCCCCUACGUCGGAGAAAGUACCUGAAGUGCAUGAUCCGCGCGAAUCUCCCACCACCCUCAAAUUUUUAGCCACACCUGUCUCGUCUCCGAGUGGACCCAUCAUUUUAGCGACAUCUUCGAAGGAUAUUGAUGGGUCUCCAUCUAGCAGGCGAGGGCCUGCAUACCGAAGAUACCGGCAUCUGAUAACUCCGGGGAGGAAGCUCAUACUGCCCAGCAAAUACGAGCUAUUAGAGAAGAUGUUCCACGGACUCGAGUAUACCAUUAUGUUUAUGAAGGGAAGAGACCAGCCUUGUGUAUACCACAAGAUUCGGAAAGCUGUUGAAAACAUGUGCCACAGGAAUUUUGAACUUCGGAACCUGGCCCAAAUCAGAGCGGUGUACCCCGAGGCGUAUAGGUAUAAAGCGGUCCAAACUGUUGAUAGAGGCGUCAAGGUGGCAUCUGUUUGCAUUGACAUUCCCGAUGAAAACGAGGAGAUCGCCAGUCAGGCCGCACCAGGGAGUGCGGGAGAUUCACCCUCAAUCAUCCGGGGCGGCACACUGGUGGCGCCGAGCGCAUCCGCUGUAGAUAGUGUUGCAAUGCGGAAUAAAGCUGCAGGAGCGAGUAGGAGCAUGGGCGAACGCAGGAACGAAUUUCACAAGAGGUUAUUGGAACGGGUGCAUAUUGAACAUGAGAAAUUUUUGGGGACGCUGCCAUACACAAUGAACGCAGCCAAAGAAGGAGAACUGCGCGCAUGGCAUCCUCAGUUCAAUCUAGGCGCUGUACCGGAUAUUACACCUGCUGAAAUGCCAGAAUUGAAGGAAGAGACACCAGAUUUUAGGACGGUCGCGCGAAAACGAGCGAACGAGGCUAGUAAGGCGUCUCAUGACGCGACGAGUCCCGCACAAGGAGAUAUCCCUCCAGAAAAUCAUAGCCCCAAAAAGUCAGAAGAAGGCAAGGAACACGUUUCCAUGAGCAAAGACGGCUCUGCUGGCCGUCAGGAUCAAGCCAGUCCUCUGCCGCUUAUACCGGCAGAUCCCUUACCGGCUACGUCUGGUCCGCCGACUAAACCAAAAUCUCGAGCUGCGGCACUCCUCGAAAGGAUACGAGAGAAGGAACGGAAGAAGAUGGAAUCGGAGAUGUACUCCAAGAAGCUGACUCCUGAGGAGAUAAGAAAGAAAGCCAUGUUAUCGAGACUGGGAGACUUGGCCCAAGCUCUAAAUUUCCUGUAUGUUUCUGCUGGGAAAAAUGUGAUGUCACUGAGCGAUGUAACAAGCCAUCUUGCGACGAGUUUAAGAUCUGCAUUGUCUGAAGCGGAAAGCCGCGAGCACGUCGGGCUUCUCGCAGACGUCGCACCAGAGUGGUGCAAAUUGUCCAUCCUCGACAUUGGGACAUUUGUUAAAAUCGAUCGGGGUAUGGAAUUAGCCAAGGUCAAGGAGAGGGUUCAGGAGGCCUUAGCGGAAAUGACGAAGUCAGAGACGUAAAGAGGGCUACGAAACGGACGAGGAACCAUGGGUAGAUGCGUGUACUAUUCAGGAGGACCCCUUGGUUAUUUGUUUUUGUGAUCUUUGGAUUUUUCUGUGCAUACUUGUGAUGUGAAUUUGAGAUAGGACGUGCGACAGCAUACAAUUCCUGGAGAAGUGGAUGUAAAUGUACUGAGGAUAUGGGCAUUGUAAUCAUAGAGUUGAAUGUAAUAGCUGGCGAGAGGAUCUAGGACACUAAUAAAUGAAAUGUACAUACUAUA